Messenger RNA from Striga hermonthica, 690 nucleotides. The record is from the annotation of a GenBank genome assembly. NCBI's taxonomy places the organism in Eukaryota, Viridiplantae, Streptophyta, Magnoliopsida, Lamiales, Orobanchaceae.
AUGUCUAGAGUUUUUAUGGAUACCAUGUUUGGAGCCCUGCCAUUCUUAUCCGCUUUCGUUUCUUUUAUCCUUUCUUUCUCGAAUGGCUGUGGAAUUGAUGAAGAUAUUUUCAGUGUCAUUGAUUAUGGAGCCACGAGUGAUGGUUAUACAGAUAAUUCAAAGGCAUUUCUAGAAGCAUGGGAUGCGGCAUGCAGCUCCAUAAUUGAUUACCCAAGAGUGUACGUUCCACCAGACGGGACAUUUUUAUUAAACCCCGUCACUUUCCAGGGCCCAUGCAAUGCACUCAGAAUCAGUUUUGUGAUUUCGGGGGUGCUUGUUGCCCCAGAUUCUCCCAGCUUGUGGGAUGGGAUGGAUGCAAGUCAAUGCCCAAACACUGAUGGCAUACAUAUCCAAUCAUCUCAACAAGUCACCAUCUCCAAUUCUACAAUAAGCUGCGGAGAUGAUUGUAUUUCCAUUGGUGACCACAUUUCUGAUAUUGAAAUCUGCAGAGUUGAAUGCGGACCUGACCACGGUAUAAGCCCUGCUCUCAUCUCUCAGCUCCGCCGCUCUCGCCUCUCAAGCUCCGCGGACCGCCGCUCACUCACUUCUCUCAAGCUACGCCGCUCUCGUCUAUCAACCCCUGCUCGGCUGCUCUCGACCUAUCGUCUCUCGACAUCGCUCUCAAUCUCUCCACUGGCUUCGUCGGUUUAG